CUAUAAAUAAAUGUUUACAAUAUCAAGUAAGAGCAUUUGAGUAGGAGGCACUCGGAUAUCUGGUAGCAAGUUUUCUUCGCUUCGAUGAUAAACCAUAAUGACGAACGUUUUGAAGAAAGAGAAAUUUUUAUGCUGUCGCUUCAUUGGUUUAGUACUUCUGGUUAUGCUGUAUCCAAAAUUCAGUUCUGCAAAACAAAAUGGAAGCGUGGUCUCCGGGUCAGUGCUGGCAAAAUUGUUUUCUGAUUAUGAUCAAGUUGUGAGACCUGGUUAUGGAGGAGAUGCUAUCGAGAUCUUUGCAGAUCUCUACGUUGAAUCAUUUGGAAAUAUACAAGAAGUAAAUAUGGAAUUUAAGGUGUUUGGAUAUUUACGACAGCAAUGGAAAGACGGGAGGCUUUCUGGGAAGCUUAACAAGACUCUAACCAUAAAAGGCGAAACCAUCGGUCGAAUGUGGUUACCAGACCCUUUUUGUUAUAAUGCACGCGAUUCCAACUUAAUGCAGCCAGAUUCUGAGGUCCACAGCAAAGUUUCAAUAGACGUCCACGGAAACGUUCAUUACACAAAAGGGGUGACUUUCCUGGCAUCUUGUGAGAUGGAUCUGCGUCAUUUUCCAUUCGAUUCUCAGGAAUGUUUUCUUAAAAUUGGAAGCUAUGCUUAUUCAACGGAAGACAUCAUUUAUAAGUGGAAAUACCAAGAGGUCGAAGUGGAAGCCAAGUCGAUGGCGCAGUUUGAUUACUGCAGUGCUUCUUUAUCGUCAUCUUUUGACAUGUACAAAACAGGAAACUUCUCUACCAUCACUGUGGCAUAUUACUUUAAGCGUCGCAUGGGCUAUUACCUCAUACAGGUCUACUUUCCAGAUAUCUGCGUUGUUGCCCUGAGUUGGAUUGUCUUCUGGAUGGAUAAAAAUGACAUGGGCAACAGAAUGGCUUUGGGAAUCACCACCAUAUUAACCAUCAUGUUUCUUCUUGGUUCUCUUAAUGGCACAUUGCCAAGAGUCAGUUAUCCCAAGGCUUUGGACUGGUAUCUAUUGGUGUCUUUUUCUUUCGCGUUCUUGUCGCUGGUUGAGUGUAUGAUCGUGUUCGUGGUUUGGCUAAGCUCUAACAAACGAAAGGCGAAAAAGGAAAAGGAAGACUCUUCAAAUUCAAAGUCACCAUCAACGGUUAAAGUAACAUUUCAUGGCGGAAAACAUGACACUCGAAUUGACGACAAGGAAAGUCAUGUAUGUCUCCCAAACAUCGAUGGCAUUGUGAAGGAAGAUACAUCAUUUUUAGGUCACGAAAAGUCUCCAAAAUUGUAUGAUGCCGCUGAUUUAAUUGACAAAUUCUCACGGGCCUUGUUUCCGAUGGUCUUCCUGAUCUUCAACAUUGGAUACUGGUGUUAUUAUUCACUUGCUUAAAUGAUACUUAAUAAGCUUAUUGAAAUCAAGAAUCUAAAUUACAGGCCACGGUGCGACUGUUAAUUACGAAGGAUUGAUAAAUACCAACAAAUCAAAGCUCGUCACUUUAAAGCCCGAGGGAACCUAGCCUAGUAUUUUAACAUCUUGUAAUGUUUGUAUUGUAAGUAGUACAAGCUUAAUUGACAAAGAAAUAUGAUGUUACGCUGAUUUUAAAUAAUACGUGGUAAUGUUACCUUGAAAUACUGAAAGUAUCGUCAGAAGUGAAUACAAGCUGCGAUAUCGUA
Pocillopora damicornis (cauliflower coral) is the source of this 1677-nucleotide messenger RNA. RefSeq names its product gamma-aminobutyric acid receptor subunit rho-3. The record is from RefSeq and is a predicted model, not a curated record. Gene Ontology annotation, cellular component: membrane. Gene Ontology annotation, biological process: monoatomic ion transmembrane transport. Gene Ontology annotation, molecular function: GABA-A receptor activity; extracellular ligand-gated monoatomic ion channel activity. Lineage: Eukaryota; Metazoa; Cnidaria; Anthozoa; Scleractinia; Pocilloporidae.